Carassius gibelio (silver crucian carp) is the source of this 2112-nucleotide messenger RNA. RefSeq lists its product as uncharacterized. Bases 96 to 851 code for a protein of 251 amino acids. The transcript is spliced from 4 exons. The record is from RefSeq and is a predicted model, not a curated record. Lineage: Eukaryota; Metazoa; Chordata; Actinopteri; Cypriniformes; Cyprinidae.
AGGAAAAAUCCCAAACUUGGUUGCCUGUGAUUGAGAAGCAUGACAUUCCCAUUGUGGUUGGAGUUGGUGUUUCGUUAGCAUUCAUCUUCAUUGCCAUGGCCUUUUACUCUCUGGUUCAGAAAAAUGAUCCUGCAGCUGUACCAACAGGGAGGGCAGCUCUGAGGGGAAUAGGUGGGCCUUGCAGGCAUGGUGAACGUCUUGCAAUGGAAAGGACAUACGAUAACAAGGCAUUUGAAGAUGAUAAUUUGGUGGUUGUCAUUGAGCAAAGCCCCAACACAUCAGAGACAAAAGCGCUCUCAACAGAAGGCAGCCCAUCCACCUCGAAGAUGGAACCACCGUCCGAUGACUUGCAAGAGUUUGUCCAGUCCAGCCAGGACCUGCCAGUUAUUGUAGAGACUCACCCAGAGCCUAGAGAAGAAGACCAGUUGGAGACAAUAUUUGAGGAGGGGAAGGUCACUCCCUCAGCAGAUUCUGACAUCCAGCUUCAGUGCAUGGAGGACUGGAGGAGCAGAGAGUUUGAACCAGCUCAGGACGCCCCCUCACCUCCUCCAGCCGAUCCAGCACCUGCCCAGGAGGAGGGUCUGCGCUCUUCCCUUACCCUCCAGACCAGUGAUCCCUCCUCAACUCCUGUGCGCCACAGCAUCAGUAUCUCUCACAGUUUCUCUCCCCUCUUGCUGUCCCAUUGCGUGUCCCUGGGCAUGACCUCUGUGGCUGUGGAUGUGCGUUUCUACCCUUCGGCCCCUUCAGCAGCCGGCCAUCCUCCAUGCCCUGCCUUUGGACCCCCAGGCCAACAGGUGAACACCAGGCUGGAGCAUGAACUGAAUGCACCCUCUGCUAGCCACAGUAAAUAACAAGAGUGUGUGACAGAUGUUGAACUCAUGAGAAAGCUCUUUUUUUUAAAUGCUCAACUCAUAGGGCAAGAUAUGGUGCUUAUGUUUCUCUUUCUCUUUUUUUAAAAUGAUUGUCAAAUUUCCCAUGAUGAAUGGCUGCGUCUGAAUUCCCAUACUUUCACAGUAUGUACUGAAUUUGAUUUAUACUGGUAAAUGUUUCCGGUAACAUUAAUGCUGGUAAAUUACUAGAAAUUACUAAAAAUAAAAAAGAAGAAACAAAACUUUAAAUAAAAUAUAUUCAUAUUUGAUGUCACACAUUAACUUGAAGGAAUGUCAUUUUACUGUCUUCAACCUUAAAUAAUAUGGCAGUUCAUACUUCUAAAACCCAUAGUUCCCAUUAUUUUACAGGAAAAUUAUAUAUAAUGCAAUGUUAAAUAAAUUAGUUUUUAUCUUGUGGUGCAUCUGAACAGUUAACACAUUAACAAGUUUUUUACCGUAGCCCUUUCACAAAUAUUUUUACAGUGGGGCAUUAGGAAAGUGUGAUAUAAUUACAAAAUGUUUUUAAUUUGAUAAUCUCAGUAUUUAUGAAUUAGCUUUGAAAAGUAUUUGUUUUAUACUAAUACCAGCCACUAAACUUAAUAAGCCACAGUUUUUGUGGUCUAUGAUAUAUAUACUGUAUAUGUGUGUGUGUGUGUGUGUGUGUGUGUGUACUCCACAUACAACUUUUUUAUAUUGCUCAGAAGGCAAGUACACACAUUCAGACGCAAGGAACAAUUGCAGGUAACAUUUAUCUUUCCUCUAAUGCCAAGGACUUAAUAAUACUGUAAGUAUUUAAGAGGAAUUAAAUGUAUACAUUAAUAUAUUUAUGAAAAUUAGAUAGUUUUCAGUAUUUUUUUUUUAAACAGUUCAAAGAAAAAAUGACUUCUACAAACCUAGCCACAGCAUUAUAUGAAAUAUUGUUGGAAAAGGUCUCUACAGUAAUGGAGAGAAAAUGCAAAGGUUUAAUAGAACUUAAAAAUUGUAAAAAGGUUUUAUUUGUGCAACAACUCGACUGUUACUUCUGAUUGUGCCAAAGGUUAAACCACCUUAGCUAUUUCUGUGACUUGUAUUGUUAAACAUGAAUCUUAAGAUAUUGUACUUCAUGGGCAACCAACUGUUGUAUCUUGCUUUUACUUAAAAGUAAAAGUUACCAAUUAAUAAAACUAAGUCUCUUGUUGACUUUUUUGAAGUCAUGUUUUAAAAAGCGGAGACAUCAUUAUCAUACCAUCUACAUAAUUUCAUU